AUGAAUUGCUGGAGACGACACAGUUGGGUUCAUCCCACCUUGCUGCUUUGCUCUUAUGGAUUUUUUUCAAUGAUGAGACCCUCAGAACCGUUUCUUACACCCUACCUGACGGGACCUUAUAAAAACCUCACAGUAAACCAGGUUUCCAGACAAGUGUACCCAGUAUGGACCUACUCCAAUUUUGUAAUCCUAGUCCCAAUUUUUUUAGUGACUGACUAUUUGAGAUAUAAACCAGUUAUUGUCCUCCAAGGCCUUGGCUACAUCAUCACUUGGCUCCUGCUCCUGUUCGCUCCUGGGGUGCUGGCGAUGCAGUUCAUGCAGUUCACCUAUGGGGUUGUGACCGCCUCCGAGGUCGGCUAUUACUCCUACAUCUACAGUGUGGUUAGUCUGGAAUACUACACAAAGGUCACAAGUUACUGCCGGAGUGUCACUUUGGUGGGUUACACCAUCGGUUCUGUUUUAGGGCAGCUUCUUGUGUCUCUGGCCAAAGUGUCUUAUUAUGAUCUUAACAUAAUCUCACUUGUAUCUGUCACCAUAGCCUUUUUUAUUUCAUUUUGGCUCCCUAUGCCUCAAAGGAGUCUGUUUUUUCAUAAAAGUGUCACAAGCCUCAAGACAGCUGACUCAAAACAGACAGGUGAACUUCCAAAUGACCGCAACAAAGCCAACAUCACUGCAGAUAGCAAUCGAGGGAUUGGUGACUUUCUACUCAAACGAGCCCUGCAGCUCUGGGCCGACUUUAAGAUAUGCUACUCUUCAGCGGUUCUGCUUUAUUAUUCCCUGUGGUGGGCUCUGGCCACUUGUGGCUAUUAUCAAGUUGCAAAUUAUGUGCAGGUGUUGUGGAAAGAUAAAGAACCAGACAGAAAUGUCACAGUGUACAAUGGGGCAGUUGAAGCAGUGGCAACUUUGACAGGUGCAGCUUCCUCAUUCAUCAUAGGCCAUGUGAAGAUUGAUUGGUCCACCUGGGGGGAGUUUGCCUUGGGUUUGUUUUCUGUCGUGGAUGCUGCGUCCUUGUAUGUUAUGCAAGUCACCACAAACAUUUGGAUCUGCUAUGCCGGAUAUGUGGUCUUUAAAUCAUCAUAUAUGCAGCUAAUAACAAUUUGCACCUUUCAGAUUGCGACCAACAUUAGCAUGGAACGCUAUGCAUUAAUGUUUGGAAUCAACAACUUUGUGGCAUUGACUCUUCAGACGAUACUGACGGCAGUGGUGAUCGACACAAACAGCAUCCAUUUAAGCAUCACUCAGCAAUAUUUCAUCUAUGGCUGUUUCUUUUCCACUAUUGCUGCAGUCUUCUUAAUAAGAGGGAUUUAUAUACUGAUCAAUAAAAAAUGUGUCUGCCAAAGAACUGAUAUAAACAACAAUAUCAUCGCAAUUGUCACUGAGUCGACACAAAUCACCAGUCUGUGA
Molecule: messenger RNA, 1404 nt
Organism: Polypterus senegalus (gray bichir)
Lineage: Eukaryota; Metazoa; Chordata; Cladistia; Polypteriformes; Polypteridae
Product: thiamine transporter 2-like
Exons: 5
Coding region: 1-1404 (467 amino acids)
Biological process (GO): vitamin transport; transmembrane transport
Cellular component (GO): plasma membrane
Molecular function (GO): vitamin transmembrane transporter activity
Source: RefSeq, a predicted model, not a curated record